AUGAGCAAGCUCUACGACGUUAUUAUCGCCGGUGCAGGCCCUAUCGGGCUCUUUCUGGCCUGUGAGCUAGGACUGGCUCAUGCAUCUGUGCUGGUCCUAGAACGUGAUUCUAGACCUGGAUCGCCUUGGAAAGUCGACCCGUUGGGCUUUCGUGGCAUGAACUCGCCAUCACUUGAAAACUUCUACUGGCGGGGGCUUCUGAGCAAGCUCUUUGUCCCUGGGGAGCGUCCCUCAUCUUAUCAGAAAACUCCAGGUUUCCAGUUCGGUGGUCACUUCGCCGGUAUCCCUCUUGACGCCAACAGAUUGGACAUGGACCGUUGGAAAUAUCGCCUCCCAGGGCCGACCCUGGUGCCUGGCCCUACCACUAUCGACCGCGUCGAGGCGGUACUGACAGAGCGUGCUGAGCAAUUGGGUGUCACAAUUCUAAGGGGUCAUGGUGUUACGAAGAUAUUAGCACAUGACGACGACAGCGUGACGGUGGAAGCUGGAGAAAACCAAUCUUUUUGCGGCAAGUGGCUGGUGGGAUGUGACGGCGGACGAAGUGUGGUUCGCAGGUCUGCAGGAUUCGACUUUGUUGGAACGGAGCCUAAGUUCACUGGUUACGUGGCUCAGUGCGACUGGGACUACCCCGACAAGUUAAGACCGGGUUUCCACAUCACGAAUGCCGGACUGUAUAUUAUAAGAAACCCCGACACUCUUUACAUGACGGACUUCGACGGUGGCGCCUUCGACCGCACGCAAGACAUCGGGCAGGAGCACGUUCAAAGCGUCUUCCGCCGCAUAUCAGGAAUAACAGAUGUGAAGAUCACGAAGAUUCACCUCGUCUCAACGUUUACUGACCGGUGCAAGCAAGCAACAUGCUAUCGCAAGGGCCAUGUCCUCCUUGCCGGCGAUGCUGGGCAUAUCCACGGACCCCUUGGAGGCCAGGGCAUGAACCUUGGCUUGGGCGACGCUAUGAAUCUAGGCUGGAAGCUCGCCGCAACCGUGCGGCGAGAAUCGGGGUCUGAUGGUCCUCUAUCAGACCUGGCACUGCUCGACACGUACGAGAGCGAGCGUCACCCCGCAGGGGCCUGGGUGCUCCAGUGGACGCGAGCACAAGUUGUGGUGCUCCAGCCCGAUCUCUAUGGUGCGGCUGUCCAGGCGCUCAUUCGUGACCUAAUUGACACUUCUGACGGGACCAACUUGUUCAUCGGCCGCUUCUCGGGCCUGUCACAACGUUGCACUCUUGGUGAGGGAGAGGCGUAUGCCCACCCGCUUGUCGGCUGCAGCACUCCGGAUUUCGAGCUGCAUGAUGGUUCCAGGCUAGGAUCCAAACUGGAACAUGGUCGGGGACUUCUUGUUGAUUUUGAGGACGACGCAGCAUUCAAGCAACUGAUUGUCGAGGGGAAGUACAAGGCCAGAGUCGAACAUAUUGGCCUAGGCGCUAGGGACACGCGGGGGCUGCGUGCUUUGUUAGUUCGACCUGAUGGCGUUGUUGCUUGGGUGGUCGAUGACCAUAUGAAGCCAGAUGUGGACGCGGCCAAGGCGGCCCUGGAUCAGUGGUUUGGGUUCUAA
This is a messenger RNA of Cladophialophora psammophila CBS 110553, 1554 nucleotides long. RefSeq lists its product as uncharacterized. Lineage: Eukaryota; Fungi; Ascomycota; Eurotiomycetes; Chaetothyriales; Herpotrichiellaceae. The record is from RefSeq and is a predicted model, not a curated record. The transcript has a single exon. Gene Ontology annotation, molecular function: FAD binding. The coding region runs from base 1 to 1554 and encodes 517 amino acids.